AUGUCGAUGGCAACUUUCAGUGGAAAACGGUACUUCGUGACAUUCAUUGAUGACAAGUCAAGAUACUGUGUCGUCUAUCUGCUCAAGAGCAAAUCUGAAGUUGCGGCGAAGUUCAUGGAAUACGCUGCGAUGGCCGAAACGCAAACCGGAAAGCGCGUGAAGUACCUUCAAAGCGACAAUGGGGGUGAAUACAAGUCCGACAAGCUGGCACGAUUCUGCGCGGAACGGGGAAUACAACAAAGGUUCACACCCCCAUAUACUCCUCAGCUAAACGGAGUAGCUGAGAGAAUGAAUCGCACGCUGGUCGAGUGUGCGCGUUGCAUGAUGGAACACGCUGGACUGGGAAAGAGCUACUGGGGUGAAGCAGUGAUGACGGCGAUGUUUCUUCGAAACCGCUGUCCAACACGUGCCAUUCACCAAGACAAGUCUCCAUAUCAAGUGUGGACGAUGAAGAAACCGAUUCUGGCCAACCUUAAAGUGUUUGGAUGCCACGCGUAUGUUCAAGUGCCUCAAGACAAACGCGCGAAGUUCGACUCCAAGUCAUCACUCUGUCGUUUCCUGGGAUACGCCGAACACCAGAAGUCAUAUCGAUUUGAGGAAGUGUCAACAGGAGCGAUCAAGAUCAGUCGCGAUGCCACAUUCAUGGAAGACAAGUUUGAUGAAGGUCCGCGCAACUACAACGAUGAGUCAAGUGUCGUUGAGUUUGAUGAUCAUGAUGAGGACGAAGAAAAAGAAGAAGGUAAAACUGACGACGACAUGGACUCGAGCGACGAUGACAACGAAGACACCAGGUCUUCGAAGAGCAACAUCAAGAGACACACGCGCACUCAAUCACUUGAGAAAGCUACCGUCAUUCCAAGUCCCAAGCGAAGAACAUACAGAGGUCCGUCGCUUGAGCAUGUGUCAGCGGCUGCAAUGGAUUUUGAAGCAGCCUACAUCGUUGAUUCAGUGGGGGAAACGCCGACUACAUUCAAGUCGGCGAUGGAAUCAAGCGACUCCGGCAAGUGGAAAGAAGCGUGUGACUCGGAGUUCGAUUCGCUUCAGAGAAACGACACGUGGGAAAUCGUGCCUCUUCCGAAAGGUCGCAAGGCCAUCGGGUGCCGAUGGGUUUUUCGUGUAAAGGAGAAUCAAGAUGGCGAAGUUGAACGUUUCAAGGCAAGACUUGUGGCCAAAGGAUUUGUUGAAAAGACAGCGGCUGUGAAGAAGACACCUCCUCAAGCUGCGUCAAGUGUUGAAGCAAGUGGAAGACCAAGCUUCGCUAUACCGGUGGGUACCGGUAUGUACCAGUAA
This is a messenger RNA of Peronospora matthiolae, 1290 nucleotides long. NCBI's taxonomy places the organism in Eukaryota, Oomycota, Peronosporomycetes, Peronosporales, Peronosporaceae. The record is from the annotation of a GenBank genome assembly.